AUGGCGGGAGGCGGGAAAAGAACAACACAAGAUACGCAACAGAAUAGUGACAAAGUAAAGGAAGAUGUCAAGAAGAGACGGUCAGAUCAGUCUGAUGUACCCACAAGCUUACGACAGGAGGUGGAAUUCUUGUAUAAGCUUACCAUGCCAGAAGAUUUCUAUACGUUCUGGACGUUUUGCACAGAGAUUGACCCAAAGACACCCUCUGAUGUUCUGAAGGACACCCUUGGUCUUCAGCUCGUAGGCCCAUAUGAUAUUCUUUCUGGUAAACACACCUCAUCUAAGAAAAAUUCUGAUGUGAAUUAUAAUCUGCACUGGAGGUUUUUUUAUGAUCCCCCAGAAUUUCAGACCAUUAUUGCUGGAGACAGCAGGACACAAUUUCACAUGGGAUACUACAGAGAUUCUCCAGAGGAGAUGCCGGCUUUUGUUGGCACUAAUGAAGCCAUUAAAGGGUGCCUCAUCACUCCAGCUGGAGAUAAUGUGUUCUCUUCUGUCAAGCUAUUUGCAACAAAGAAGUUAAAAGACAUUUCUGAUAAGAAAACCGUUGCCGCAAUAAAAGCAUUGAUACAGAAACUUACAGCAGCAGCAGAUAAAUUGGGUUACUCUUUGGAGCAGAAAUCAAAUUCCAUGAAACGGAGAGAGAAGAAAGCGGUGACCAAGUCAUUCCAUGGUGCUGGUCUGGUGGUCCCUGUAGAUAAGAAUAAUGUUGGAUACAGGGAACUUCCUGAAACAGACGGAAAUCUUAAGAAAAUUUGCAAAGCCAUUGUGGAAGCGCCUACUGAUGAUGUGAGAAUGAAAGCCUUUGCUCCUAUUCAGGAAAUGAUCACUUUUGUUCAGUUUGCAAAUGAUGAGUGCGAUUACGGUAUGGGUUACGAGCUGGGGAUUGACCUCUUCUGUUAUGGAUCACAUUACUUUCAUAAAGUAGCCAGACAACUCUUACCCCUGGCUUACAAACUCCUGAAGAGGGAUCUAUUUGCAGAAAUAAUUGAAUCUCACCUGGCAAAUCGGAGGAAAGAGCAUGUUAACCUGCUUGAUGCAUGA
Staurois parvus is the source of this 1041-nucleotide messenger RNA. The record is from the annotation of a GenBank genome assembly. NCBI's taxonomy places the organism in Eukaryota, Metazoa, Chordata, Amphibia, Anura, Ranidae.